Messenger RNA from Aphidius gifuensis, 6334 nucleotides. RefSeq names its product TATA-binding protein-associated factor 172 (gene Hel89B). Bases 296 to 6082 code for a protein of 1928 amino acids. The transcript has 4 exons. Gene Ontology annotation, molecular function: DNA binding; TBP-class protein binding; ATP hydrolysis activity. NCBI's taxonomy places the organism in Eukaryota, Metazoa, Arthropoda, Insecta, Hymenoptera, Braconidae. The record is from RefSeq and is a predicted model, not a curated record.
UCAGCUGAAUAACGGGGGACAAAAAUCAGCUUCACCACCAAUAUGGCUGUCAGUAUAAAUUUGAUGCUUGUAACAUGCCUUUCUCUCCGAAAUAUUGGCAAAAACAUACGUAUUAUUGUGUUAUUUUAUUAUUAAAUUAUGUGAUUAAUUAUUGUUUAAUUAAGUGGGAAACAGCUAUGAGGGUUGGUUAAAUUAGCCAAAAAAAAAUUUAAAAUAAAUCAAACAAUCAACAACAACAAUACUGCACAGAUUUAAAAAAAAAAAAAGAUAAAAGCUUAAAUAUUAAAUUAUUAAAAUGGCUUCGAGAUUGGAUCGUUUAUUUAUUCUUUUGGAAACUGGUACAAAUCCAGUUACAAAACGUGCUGCUGCUCAACAAUUGGGUGAAGCACAACGUUUACAUCCUCAUGAACUUCAUCAUUUACUUGGUCGUGUGUCUGUAUUACUUAAAUCACCACAAUGGGAUACUCGAGUAUCAGCAGCACAUGCUGUUAAAGCAAUAUUAUCACAAGUACCAGUAUGGAAUCCAGAGCCAAUUGAUGAAAAUAUAAAUGACGAUGAUACGUUAAAUGACAAUAAAAAAAAUUAUUUAACAUUAGAAAAUUUUGAUAUGAGUAAAAUAUUAUCAAAAUCAAAUCAUUUAACUGGAUCUGAAGGAACAGAAUAUGAUCUUGUUAUUGCUGAUGGUGAUAUUAAUACAAUGAAUAGUAAUAGUGAAAAAAUAUUGGCAACAAAAUUAGGUAUUGAUCCAAAAUUAAUGGAUACAUCAGAGCUAUUUACUGUUGAUGAUUUAACAUUACCAGUACAACAACAAACAUCAACAACAAAUCGUGUACCAAUUAAUGAAACAUUGGAACAAUCAGAAAGUGGUUUAUCUCGACGUGAAAUGAAUCGUGCAAGACGUAAAGCACGUCAAUCAUUAUCAAAACAAAAAUCACGUGAACCAGAUGAUCAACAACAACAACAACAACAACAACAAGUUGAUCAAACGAUGAACAAUGAUAUGCCAAAUAAAAAAAUUAAACUUGACGACAAUGAUGAUUGUGAUAAAAUUGGUAAUAUUGAAUCAUCAUCCUUACCAGCACCAGUAUCUGAUAGUAAAAAUAUUGAAUUAAAUAUAUCAAAUGGUGCUGUGCCAGAUGGUACUGGUUCUUGGCCCGAGACAACAACAGUAUGGCCACUUGAAACAUUUAGCGAAAGUCUUUGUCAAGAUUUAUUUAGUCAAAAAUGGGAAGUACGUCAUGGUGCAGCAACAGCAUUACGUGAAUUAGUUAAUAUACAUGGUAAAGGUGCUGGUAAAAAAAAAAAUCAAACUAAAAAACAAAUGGAUGAUAAUCAUCGUAAAUGGAUUGUUGAUGCAUCAUUAAGAUUAUUAUGUGUACUUGGUCUUGAUAGAUUUGGUGAUUUUGUAUCUGAUCAAGUUGUUGCACCAGUACGUGAAACAUGUGCACAGGCACUUGGUUCACUUGUAUUAUUAAUGCCAUCAGAUGAGGGUGAAGGUGUAUUGGGUAUUUUAAAAGUUAUGUUAACUUUAUUAGAACAUAAUGAUUGGGAAGCACGUCAUGGUUCAUUAUUAGCAUUAAAAUAUUUACUUGCUGUUAGAGAUGAUUUAUUAAAUAUAUUAUUACCACAAGCAUUUGAAGCAGCAAUGAAAGGUCUUGCUGAUUCAGUUGAUGAUGUUGGUGCUGCUGCAGCAAGUGCAUUAAUACCAGUUGCUUCACAUUUACCAAAAUUAUUAAAACCACAACAAUUACAAUUAAUUGUAACAAGAUUAUGGGAAUUAUUAAAAGAACAAGAUGAUUUAGCUGCUGCAUGUAAUAGUUUUAUGGGUUUAUUAGCAUCAAUAUUAUCAUUAUCAGAAUCAAGAAAAUGUUUACCACCACAACCAUUAUCACAAGUAUUACCACGUUUAUGGCCAUUUUUAGGACAUUCAAGUUCGUCUGUACGUAAAGCAACAUUACAAACACUUGAAACAUUAACUGGUGAAGAUAGUGAUAGUGAAAUAUUAAAUCCAAAAGAACGUUGGGGUGAUGAUGGUAGUAUUGUAUUACAAGAAGCCCUACGUCAUGUAUUUCAACGUGUAUUAAUUGAACAUGUUGAUAAAAUACAAGCUAUUGCUGAAAAAGUAUGGGAAAAUCUUGUAACACGUAGUGAUCUUGAAUUAUUACUUCAUGCAGCAUGUCCACUUGUAAGUACAUGGCUUUGUUUAGCAAUGCAACCAGAUCAUGCACCAUUUAAUCCAGCUCAAUUGUAUAAUAUUAGUAAUACAAGUACAGCAGCAACAACAACAGCAUCAACAACAACAACAACAAAUAGUCCAUUAAAAGCAACAGCUGUUAAAACAACAAAUGGACAAACUGAUGGACAAUCUGAUUCUGGUAGUUCAUCAGUAUCAUUAAGUGGUAAAUCAACAUCUGAACUUAAAGUAUACAUUGGUGGUAUUGAAACAGUACCACAAAAUAUACGUUUAUCAAAUACAAUAAGAGCAAGAAUAAUGGCUGGUAGAAUGUUGGGUUUAUUAUCACGUUAUGUUGUUAAACCAGCACCAGGUGUUAUUUAUACAGCAGAUAUACCAUCACCUGGUUUAUGUUAUGCACGUGUAUUACUAGCACAUCUUGCAUCACGUUCAUCUCUACAAAGAACAGUUGUUGGUAUAACAAUUGCACACUGGGCAUAUCUUGAUCAUCCAAAUCCACCACAAAUACCUGAUAUAUUACGUGAUAAAUUAUUAACAUGUUUAAAUGAAUGUGUUUAUUAUGAUGAAAUUGCAAAUACAUAUACACGUUUAUUACAUGAAAGUAAAGAUUACAUUGCAACAUUAAAACAUUAUAAAUUAGCAUUACCAAUUGAUACUGAUAAAACAAAUGGUAUAUUGACAUUAGAACAAAUAUCAAAUUUAUCAAGUUUAACAAUAACAAAUAUGCAAUCAUAUCAAGUAUCAAUGUCACCAACAACAUCAAAACAAACAAUAGUACUUGGACCAAAUAAAUUAAAACCAAAAUUAUUACAAUCAUUAGAAGAACGUAGAAAAGCACUUGAAAUUGGUGCAAAUACAACAUCACAACAACAACAAACAUUAAAUAUAAUGUCAAUGGCUGCAUUAGCUGGUGCAGCAACAAUGUUACACUGUUUACCAGAACCACCAAGACCACUUAAUCCUCUAGUUAAACCACUUAUGGAAGCAAUUAAACGUGAAGAUGAUGAAAAUUUACAAAAAUUAGCAUCAUUACAUUUAUCACAUUUAAUUAAUUUAUGUACUGAUAGAAUACCAUCACCAAAUAAUAAAAUAAUAACAAAUUUAUGUACAUUUUUAUGUUCUGAUAUUGAAUUUACACCACGUGUUUGUGAUAAUGAUAUUGAUCCAUUUGAUGGUAUAUUAACAUUAACAAGUCGUCAAAGAAAUGCUGAAAGAACAGCAUAUCGUGGUACUGGUAUUAAUGGUAACAGCAGUGGACGUGGUCCUGGUAGACCACCAGCAACUGAAAUACCACUUGAAGAAUUAUUAGCAUAUGAAGAACCAGAAGCUAAAGCAUCAAGAACACGUAGACGUGGUGCAACAUAUGCAUUAAAAUUAAUAACAAAGCUAAUUGGUGCAAAUAUACCAAAUAAAUUACCAUCAUUAUGGAAUAUUAUUAUUAAAAAUAAUUAUGAUGAUGAUAAUGAUAAUGAUAAUAUUGAAAAAAUUAAUAAUUUAAUAUUUGGCUUACAAGUAUUUGAAAUAAUAUCAACAAGUUUAGAUGAAACUUUAUUAUUACCUCUACUUGAUUGUUUACCAAAUUUAUGUAAAUUAUUAUCACAUAAAUAUAAAGCUGUUAGACACAUGGCAUCAAGAUGUAUAUCAACAUUAGCUGUAUUAAAUACAAAUGUCACAAUGGAUUAUGUUGUCAAGCUUAUAUCACCAUAUUUAGAAACAAAUAUUAAUGAUAAAAUUAUCAAUAAUAAUAAUAGUAAUAGUAAUAAUAAUAAUUUAAAUAUUAAUUCACCAAAUUUACAUGAUGUAUGUCGUCAAGGUGCUGCUGAAGCAUUGACAUGUAUUGUUGAAUCACUUGGUGUUAAUGUUGUACCAUAUGCUGUAUUAUUUAUGGUACCAUUGUUAGGUAGAAUGUCUGAUCAAAAUAAAUCAGUUAGACUUGCAUGUAAUGCAACAUUUGCAACAUUGGUACAGUUAUUACCAUUGGAUCCUGGUUCAUUAAAUGAUCCACCAAAUCUUGUUAAAGAAAAAACACAAGAAAGAAAAUUUUUAGAACAAUUAUUAAAUCCAAAAAGUAUACCAGAUACAAAAUUAACAAUAAAUGUUGAUGCUGAGUUACGUUCAUAUCAACAACAAGGUUUAAAUUGGUUAGAUUUUUUAAAUCGUUAUAGAUUACAUGGUAUAUUAUGUGAUGAUAUGGGUCUUGGUAAAACAUUACAAACAUUAUGUAUUAUUGGACUUGAUCAUAAUAGAAAUAUUAAUUCACCACCAAGUAUUGUGCUAUGUCCACCAACAUUAACUGGUCAUUGGGUAUAUGAGGCUGAAAAAUUUAUGAAAAAAAAUGAUUUAUCUGUUAUACAAUAUGUUGGUAUACCACCGGAGCGUGAAAAAUUACGUUUACGUUUAAAAAAUUAUAAAUUAGUUGUUGCUAGUUAUGAUAUUGUUAGAAAAGAUAUUGAAUUUUUUGAAUCAAUACAAUGGAAUUAUUGUGUACUUGAUGAAGGACAUAUUAUUAAAAAUGGUAAAACAAAAUCAGCAAAAGCUGUUAAAAGAUUACGUUCAUAUCAUCGGUUAAUAUUAUCUGGUACACCAGUACAAAAUGAUGUACUAGAAUUAUGGUCAUUAUUUGAUUUUUUAAUGCCUGGAUUUUUAGGUAGUGAAAAACAAUUUGCUGCUAAAUAUUCACGUCCAAUAAUUGCAUGUAGAGAACCAAAAGCUGGUAAAAAAGAACAAGAAGCUGGUGCACUUGCUAUGGAAUCAUUACAUCGUCAAGUAUUACCAUUUUUAUUACGUAGAAAUAAAGAAGAUGUUAUUAAAGAUUUACCACCAAAAAUAACACAAGAUUAUUAUUGUGAUUUAUCACCAUUACAAAAAAUAUUAUAUGAAGAUUUUCGUGUACGUCAUUCAUCAACAUUAAUAACAGCAGAUUCAACAGCAUCCACAUCAUCAAUAGCAACAGAAACAGCAUCAACAUCAACAAAUGAUUCACAAAAAGGACAUGUAUUUGAAGCACUAAGAUAUUUAAGAAAUGUUUGUAAUCAUCCAAAGCUAGUACUGGGAAUAAAACAUCCAUUAUAUAAUAUUAUAAAUGAACAAUUAUCAUCACAACAAACAACACUUGGUGACAUUGAACAUGGUGCUAAGCUACCAGCUUUAAAACAGUUAUUACUUGAUUGUGGUAUUGGUUUAAAAAAUGAUAAAACAUUAAAUGAAGGACAACAAAGUGAACAACAAUUAGUUAGUCAACAUCGUGCAUUAAUAUUUUGUCAAUUAAAAACAAUGCUUGAUAUUGUUGAAAAAGAUUUAUUAGCUGUACAUUUACCAUCUGUAACGUAUUUACGUCUUGAUGGUUCAAUACCAGCACAAUCACGUCAUUCAGUUGUUACUAGAUUUAAUUCUGAUCCAUCAAUUGAUGUGCUAUUAUUAACAACACAAGUUGGUGGUUUAGGAUUAAAUUUAACUGGUGCUGAUACUGUUAUAUUUGUUGAACAUGAUUGGAAUCCAAUGAAAGAUUUACAAGCCAUGGAUAGAGCACAUAGAAUUGGACAAAAAAAAGUUGUUAAUGUUUAUCGGCUUAUAACAAGAUCAACUGUUGAAGAAAAAAUUAUGGGUUUACAAAAAUUCAAAUUACGUACAGCUAAAACAAUUAUUUCAAAUGAUAAUGCAUCAUUGGAAACAAUGGGAACUCAUCAGUUGCUUGAUCUAUUUUCUCUUGACAAUGGAAAAGAUAAAAAAACAGAUGAAUCUACGAGCCAACAAUCAUCAUCAGAUUCAAUGCUUGGUUUAAGCAAAACUGUGAUGGAUAUUCUUCCAGAACUUUGGGAACAACAACAGUAUGAUGAUGAAUUUGACAUAAACUCAUUUUUAACAAAUCUCAAAGGUACUAAUUCAUAAAUUGGUAUCUAAAUCUAGAUAUAUAAAAAUUACCAAGUAAGAAAUUAUUAUUUUUAAUGACAAAUAAUAAUUUUUACAGCUGACUGAAUUAAUUUACAGCUGCCAAUAUUUAAAAAAAAAAAAUAAUAAAUAAUAAAAUUUAUAAAACAAUUAGUAAUAAUAAAUAUAAAAACAAUCUUUUUUCUUUUUUCUAAAAUUUUCUUUUUAUUUAUAAAAUGUCAAUUAAUAUAAAUUGAAAAAAUUAAAACAAAA